Molecule: messenger RNA, 5078 nt
Organism: Phalacrocorax carbo (great cormorant)
Lineage: Eukaryota; Metazoa; Chordata; Aves; Suliformes; Phalacrocoracidae
Source: RefSeq, a predicted model, not a curated record
CCCCCCAGCACGGGGCGGGGAGCGGGAGUGGGAGCCGGAGCCGCCCCCCCGCUGCUCGGCAGCCGCUGCGGCCCGGGUCCCCGAACCGAACCGGCGGCAGGGAGCCGGGGCCGCCCCCUUAGCGCUGGUGGCCGCGGCCCCUUCUCCCAGCGGCGAACCAACUGAAGAUGUCUCAGAAUCCUGACAAGCCACAUUCAAGUGAAGAAAAGUCAAGUGGUUUGGACGAUGGUCAAGAGGAGAGCUUAGACAACCCAGAUCAGUCUAUCAGAAAAAGAAUACGACAGAGUGCUCCAGGGUCGCACAGAGAUGAUACACCGAAGUCUAGUCCUCCUCGGCCUGUGUCAAUAGAAGAGCUCAUGGAAACAGCUAAGGGAGUAACCAACAUGGCAUUAGCACAUGAAAUUGUUGUUAAUGGAGACUUCCAGAUAAAACCAGCUGAAUUACCAGAACACAGCUUAGAAAAAAAAGUAAGGGAUAUUGUGCAUAAAGCUUUCUGGGAUUGUCUGGAAGCUCAGCUAAAGGAGGAUCCACCAACAUAUGACCAUGCAAUUAAACUAUUGGGAGAAAUUAAAGAGAAUCUCCUGUCUUUUUUAUUGCCUGGCCAUACUAGACUGAGAAACCAGAUUACAGAAGUUCUUGAUCUGGAUUUGAUAAAACAGGAAGCAGAGAAUGGGGCCCUUGACAUUUCUAAGUUGGUCGAAUUUGUUAUUGGGAUGAUGGGGACUCUCUGUGCUCCAGCUCGAGAUGAAGAAAUUAAGAAACUGAAAGAUAUUAAUGAAAUAGUUCCUCUGUUCAGAGCAAUUUUCUCUGUAUUAGACCUAAUGAAAAUGGAUAUGGCAAACUUCGCUGUCAGUAGUAUUAGGCCAAAAUUAAUGCAGCAGUCUGCUGAAUAUGAAAGAAAGAAGUUUCAGGAGUUUCUUGAGAAGCAGCCAAAUUCUUUAGACCUUGUCACAAGGUGGUUGCAAGAAGCAGCAGAUGAUCUUGCAAAGCUGAGAUGUAAAACGUUGCCUCCCCACUGCAGUGCUGAUGGUGCCACUGGUGGAGCUUCCCCCUUGUGCUCCACUGCUGUACAAAAUCAGGCCUAUCUGAAGCUCCUAAAGUGGGAUCAUGUAAACAGGCCUUUUCCAGAAACAGUGCUGAUGGACCAGACCCGUUUCCAGGAAAUACAGCUGGAGCUGGAGCAGCUCCUCCUGACCGGGACUAUCCUUCUGGUCACGUUCAGCGCAGCAGGCUCGGUGCUCGUUGAUGUGCCUGGAUUUGCUGAGAAAAUCAAAACCAUUGUCAAGGUGCUGCUCACCGGAAUGCAUCUUCCCUCCUUUAACCUGCAGGAGUCUUUGGCCACCAUCGGUGAAAAGGUGUGUGCUGAAGUUAACAGCUGCCUUUCCCAGCAUGGGUUCACACCGUUCUCAGCUGAGAGAGAGACGGGACUUAAAGGACAAAUCCAGGCAGUGGCCAAUCCGGGGAACACCAUAUGCAAGCUAAUAGAUUCUCGAAUUGAAAAGUUUCUGGAGAACUAUCUUGCAUCUAGUCAUCAGAAAUCAUUGCCUGCUGUUCCUGGAGGAUUAGGCCCUAUUCAAAGAGAGCUGGAAGAGAUUGCUGUCAAGUAUGUUCGUCUUGUCAACUACAACAAAAUGGUCUUCAGCCCUUACUAUGAUGCAGUCCUUGGCAAAAUACUGACUAAGGAAGAAUCCCAACUUGUAGGGAAGUCAGAAGAAUCAUAAAACCAGUUUGUAUGCUACCAAUACGGUAUUGUCAGCUAUUUUUAAAAAUUGCACCAAUAUUUGUCUAGGAAAACAGCUUUCCAUGUAAAUACUGGUUCCUUUUAAUUCACUAGUGAUGACUGAAAACACAUGAGGUGCAAAAGGGGUUCUGAAGUAAAUGAUGAGCGAGAGAUGCAUUUUUAAUGUAUGUAUGCAACCUGGGGAGGGAUGUCUUGGUAGUUUUCUGGCUGCAGUUUUUAGAUUUUUGAGCUGAUGCUAGGUAGGACAAGUUUAAGAACCAAACUUUGUAUUUAAGUGGCUCAUUUUAGGGCAUUUUACUCCAAUUUACCGUGAGUUUAGUUUAAUUAAUCCAGAGCAGAUAAGCAAUGGUCCUUCCCAGAAGGGGCAAUUUGGCUUUAAAAAAAAAUCUUACUUGAAAAACUUGAGAAGUCCUAGAUAGGAGGAACUUUAACAGGCAAAAAACCAAGCCAAACAGCACUUUAUUGUACCAUUAUGGUUAGUAUGGUAGGCUACUAGUUUUUUCUGCAUUUUACUGCAUUUUUAAUAGCAUUUUUUUGCUGUUUACCUGCAAAUGUUACAAAACACAUAAUAUAUUUUUGUAGCAAAUUUUCUGGUUAUUGGGUAACUGUCCUCUGCUAUGUACAGUACUUACAAAGGUGGCAAUCUUAUAGAUUGCAGCUGUAUUUAUCUCUUGUAAAGACUUCAGAAGGGCAGAGCUAAAAUGUUUUGAUAAAAGUGGCAUUUCUUACCUUUUUUUUUUUGCUAGUAGUUUACUCCUUUUUAUGUGAAAUACUAAUUUUAAAGUAAAUCCUUUGCAUUUUCAGAAGGUGGAUUUAAAGUGUGUGAAAUUUUAGGCUGAAAAUUUUACUUGUUUUUUUAAAACUACAACUGGCGAUGGUUGCAUAUUCAAUCAUGUCUUCAACAAUAUCCAGGAAGUGCAGAGCACUAUCGGAAGUAUAAGUGAUUUUAAUGUACUGUGAGAAGUGAAUGAUUUAAUGUUAGUUUGAGUAUACAGGGAAUAUUUUCAGUAGAAGAUUUUUUUCACUUUGUAGAGGCAUUCUCAAAACUUAAAAUAUUUGUAGGUUUUGAAUUUAUUUAGCUACGUGUUAUAUAGACAAAUGUUCACAGAAGAGCUCAAUGAUCUUACAACUUUAUUGCAAUUUCAGACUCAGCUAGGAGGUAAGUACAUUUGAAACUUUCCUCUAGUUGAGCACAGUGCUGUUUUACAGUAAUAAAAAUCUGAUGAUGAUUUUAUGAAAGCAAAGUUCAUAGUUGUAAACAGUGAGUGUCCCAAGUGCUAGACUACCCACAGUAGAAUGUGUUGGCUUCUUUUAAAAAUCCCAACCAGUUAUGUAAAAUAAAGGGCCCUUUUAUUGCCAACAUCCGCGUUCAUUUUAUUAAUCAACCAGUCAACCAAAAUAAUAGACCUUCUAGAAGGUCUGUCUUCCUUCUAGAAGGAAGCGGUUGAUUAUGAACCAGCGUUGAUGCUUCCCUUUCCAGUUUGCCUUUAAAUGUCAGUGUGGCUAUAGCUGCACUAACUUUGAGUUUGGAGGAAGGUGGGAUAAGUAAGACCUUUUAUUCUGUAUUAGCUUAUAAAACAAAACUUUUCUCAUUCAUUACAAACCCCCUUCCCUGAGGGAAAAAAAAAAAAACACCAAAAACCCAUAGGAGAUCACUGGCUCAGACAAGUGAUUUUUCUCUUGGCUAAAUGGAUUCAAAUAGUAAAAUGGACACCUGCCUUUGAAUCUUUCUUUGAUAACUCAGACACGAGUAGGUUGGCUAGCCAGAAAAAAAGACGUUCUGAGUGUUUUUGGUGUGGUCUAUUUCAUUGUUUGACUCGGCAAAGGAUACUACAGAGGUCUUCAAGAUUGCUGCAUCUGCUUACUGUACUUCGUUAUUAGCGCCAGAUCCACCUCAAAAUACAGCCUAUAGCUCUGCAGCUCCAAAAAAUGAAUUCAGUCAUCUGCGUAACAAAAGAGCUACCACUAACAUUAUUGAUAGAGAUAUAAAUGAAAGAAAUAACCAAGACAAAGCUGGUUUUGCUCUUGCUAAUUGAGAGUUGCAGAAGUUAUAAAUGGCUGCUGUUAUUUUAUAUUUCAGUAUUGCCUAGAAGCUGCCUUUAAAGGCCCCUGUGAAUUAUGCAUACUACUAAAAUUCAGGUGCUGUAGGGGAUGAUCUCAAGGAUGUGGGGAGGAACACCACCAUGGUGAAACAACAUACUCGGCAAAGUCUUUGAAAAGUACAUGACCGAUGCCAGAGUGAAUGGCACUGCGUUAUCAAUAGAUAAAACUGUAUGUGCUUAAUCUAGGAGAGGGCUGCUCCCAGUUCUGGAAUUCAGUGUCCGGACGUCCACGACGGCCAACUCCUCCCUGCUCUGCCAUCAAAGCAGGGAUUGUGCUGCCACUCGCGCAUGCGUGUUGCUCACAGGGCGCCUCAGUAAGCCCCGUCUCUCCUCGCAGUAGGGGUUUGAUCCUAAGGCUUCAUGUAGAAAGAAGUGCAGUACCCGCACGUGGCGCCAGUCUCACCGCGGGGGUACGCGCAGCGGGGACGAGUGCCUCCCUGGGUGGGUGGUGUAGGCCUUUCGGCAGUAAAGAUGUAAAGAGCCUGCAAUAAAUGCUGCAGUAAAUCACAUUAGUGAUUUUCCCAGGUUGACAAAUAGUUUGUCUACAUCCUCUGUAAAAGACAUAGCGAGAUACGAUGAAGUGAAGUGGCAAAGGAAAAAAGAAAUUCUAGGAUUGAUGAGGCCAGACCCUACCUCCGCGUGAACACUUAAAUGGUUAUACAUAGGCUGUUUCACCUUUCAGUCCGGUAGGUAGGAGCGCUGAUGUACAGCCAGCGACGCUGCAGGUGCUGGGCAGGGUGUUCAACUUGUCGGGGUAUCUGAAUUUCCUGUAGUCCACAGGGGUUCUUAAAGUCUUAUCAGAGUGCAGUUCUGAACGGUCAAUUACAGCUGAAGUAUGUACCGAAACUGCUUCGGGAGUUCAUGUAGUGUUUUGUUAGCUUGUUUGAAAAUAACAGGUUAAACUAUGUAGCUAAUAUAGUAACAUUUUGCUUUGUACAUUAAGUGGAAGACCAAUGCAGUUAUCCAGGAACAGACCGUGUUCGCUAAUGCUCCUGGACAAUCCACAAUAGAAAUAUGUACCAAGUUUGUCUUAUGAUGCUGUCUUCUUUAAACAGUCAUGGAAUUAAAAGCAAAAGUAUACUGUAUCCUCUAGAAAAAAAUGGAAAAAAGCUCAUUCUAAUAUGUAUGCUCUGAUCAAUUUCCUGUGAUGGUCUUAUUAACAUCGCUUUUGAAGUGGCUGAGUAAUAUUUAAGAAGUAACUUGUUGUGUUUGAAUAAAACCAGAAUGAGGCAUGA